Apis laboriosa (Himalayan honeybee) is the source of this 5230-nucleotide messenger RNA. Its product is annotated as putative mediator of RNA polymerase II transcription subunit 26. The transcript has 12 exons. The record is from RefSeq and is a predicted model, not a curated record. NCBI's taxonomy places the organism in Eukaryota, Metazoa, Arthropoda, Insecta, Hymenoptera, Apidae. Bases 333 to 4724 code for a protein of 1463 amino acids.
CCGCUCGCGUCACGACCUCUGGCGUCUCGCGCGGGCAAAGAGGAACGGCGACGAAAUCCGGAUCGCGGUCCACGAUCCAUGGAUUUCGAGGCGGCCGCAGUAGCGGCGGACGCGCGCUAGUGUCGGCAUCGGUGCUGCUCGUCCCUUUCCAUAUCCGUCAUCUACCACCUCCUCGUUACGUUUCACGGGCCCUCGCGGUGGAACAGGCCAGCCUAGAAGAGAAGAACCGGUUCCUGUCGGCUGGUGGAAAGCGGCACGAGGCGGCCGCGAGCUUUAACCCGGCGCACACCGGAAUCUCUCCUAUCGUCUGCGGUGGAUACGCUACCCUGAGCAUGAGCACCUCGACUUUCGUGGGGAAUUCGGACAGCAGUAACGUCCUAUCGACAGGACUUUAUCCUCCGCCUCCUCCACCGCCACCACCGCCUCCGGUACCUAACCAGGUGCCGGCCAUGAGAAUCAACACGGCAGAGGCGCCAACAACGAGAAAACCGUUGAUACCAAGCAACGAUGCAUACGAGCCACCAGCAGCAAUUCAAAACGCGAUGCUGACUAAAGACAAGAAGCCCUUCACGUACACGCCUGGAAUGGGCGGGAAACUGGACCUUUCCCAAAUUCGAAGCCCUCGAAUGGCGCGCAGGGUAGCAAAAAACGCCAAUGAUGAGGGAAUCGAAGGUCCUCCGAAGUCAGCACUUGAAUCGAAGCCGACACCAGCGCCCAAUACAACGAAUUUAUUCAUUCAACCUCAAGUAGCGAUACCUGUCUUCCCGACCAAUAUUCCGGCUCAACCCUCGGUCAACAGGACACCUUCCACACCACCUGCUAACAGGAUUCAACCUAGUACUCCAGAAAAGCAACCAGAGUCGCCGAAAGCCAAAGUAGAGACCAAAGUAAUCCCCACAAUCGCAGUUCAGCCGAAUACUCCUGAGAGUCCAAGCACUCCAACCCAAGUGACUUUGACAAAGGCACCAACACCGUGGCUCCAGAACAAGAAUAAACCACAAGAAGAAUUACCUGAAUGGGCAAAACGAUCUAGCGUGAAUAAACAAAGCUCAGUUGAGAGUCCAACAUCACCUCCAGUUUCCUCAUCUUUGAUUCAACAACCUCAAUCACCUCAAUGGCAACAAACUCAGCAGAGGCAGCAACCAGUUCAACAAAGGCCUCAAUCUCUGCCACAAAUUCAACAAAGACCGGUCCAGAUUCAGCAACAAUCUCAACAAUACCAGUACCAACAACCUCAGGGUCAACAAUUCAAUCAGCAACAGAAACGUCCUUUCUCUGGUCCUCCUGUAACACAACAGACUAAUCCUCAGACUCAGCAUCAAGAACGUGUGAUACCUAUUCGAAUUGAAGAUAGGCCGUCUGUUUUCGACGUGAAACCGGAACCUGGCCAUCAUCAGUUCAAGCAACCGAGUCCGCACCAACAGAGAUGGGGUCAGCCAACUGUUCAGAAUCAGAGUCAAGUACGGAAUCAGAUGCAGAAUCAGAUGCAGAAUCAGAUGCAGAAUCAAGUGCAGAAUCAAGUGCAGAAUCAGAUGCAGUCUCAAUCGACAGGUGGCGCGUACAUUAUACCUAUCAUGAUUGAAGGAAAUGAUAAGAAGACUGGUGCAGCAAUUACUUCGAAUUCUUACUCGCAACCGAUUGUCAGGAAUAAUAUGCCUAAUGCUGAGAAUCAGAAUACGAGAGUAGCGACCCAACGUAUUAUACCUGUACAAGCCCAACAGUCGGAUUCCGUUCCGGUUCAGUCUCGAUCCUUUAGAGUUCUUCAGAAGAUCACAGAUACGGACACGGCAAACGAUGUGGACACUGAACAGAUGCGAAAACUUCAAUUAUCGGAGGAUGAUAGGAUUUUGAUGAAUAAAUUCAAGGAACAAAUCGACAACGAAUCUUCUCUCCAUCACGAGGAAGAUCCGAGAUAUCGUGGUGGGGCCAUACCCUCUCGAGCCUUCCGCUUCUUGCAGACUAUGACGGAAUCUGGCGAUGCUCCUGUUGUGAACACGACGCAACGACCACCGUCAGCUAUUAAUAAGAAGCAGAACAGGAAUUCGAAGACUUUUGAAGAAAUGCAAGCAAAUCUACCACCAAGUGAACAGCAAGUUCCAGAGCCAAAGAAAUACAUGGGCAGUGCAAUUCCCUCCAGAUCUUUCAGGAUAUUACAAGCGAUGACAGCGCCGGAAAGUGUCGCCACGCAAGAAAAUCGUCAAGCAGAUUACCACUGCCAAACAGAGAAUAACGUGCCGGGCAAUCAGCAGGGUGUCUUCCUCUCUCCUAGUCCGCCAUUUUGGACCCACGACAGCGGUUGGUGGGGUUAUUAUCCUCUUCUUUAUCCUGGGAUUUCAAAUGAACCUUAUCCAUAUCAUCCUGAUAAUACAGCCUAUAUAUAUUUUCCCAUUUACAAUCAAAACUGUCCAUCUUACCCUCAAUUUGAUUCAACCAAUUGUAAAAAUUCUUAUUCUAAUGUUUAUCCACCUUACAUGGUUCCUGUUUCUUUACAAAAUUGUAAUAAUUUUAAUCACAGUUGUGAACAAGCCAAUAAUGACAUGGAUGUAUCUAAAAUUCCUCCUAUGAAUAUUCUGGAUAUUCUAGAAAAUAUUCAAGAGAAUAAUGAAUUGGAAAAUAAAGUUUUAAAAGAAAAUAAUGAUGCAAAUUGUCAAGAACAAUGGGAAAAAGGAAAUGAUAUGGCCAGAACUGCUAGUAAUAAUAGCAGAGAUAGUGACUGUACUACUGCAAUGAAUAUCACUGAUGAAGAAGAAUUUCCUGAUGAAAUAAUUGCAUCAGAGGAAAAUAAGAAUGAUCAGCAGUCUGAAAAAUCAGAAAUUAAAUCUUGUCCCAAUGGAAGUCUCAAUGUAAAUGUUCCAAAUUAUACUUACAUUGAUACUAGUGAUUCUAGUGAUUCUAGUGAUUCUACUGAUUCUAAUAAUUCUACAGAUUCUGAAUCACAAUCUGACAAUGAAUCCAUUAUUGAAUCAUCUAAAAGUGACAAUAAUUCUGAGGAUUCUUCUUCUGAUAGUGAUGAUUCUGAUUCUUAUUUGGCCUAUUCCACUGGGUUGAAUCCUCAUGGAAGAUUGGAUAAAAAUGACAAUGAGAGAAAUUCAAUGAGAGAUUAUUCCAAUAAAGAAUAUUGUAAUGAAGAUCAAGAAGCAUCUUUCAAAAACAAUAUUGAUUUUGAAUCAGAUAUGGAAGAACAAAUGGAAAAGAAAGAAAAAAAAACAGAUAUCAAUACAUUUCCUCAUAAAUUAAGUGUAAUUUAUGAAGAUAUUGAACGUCCAGACUCUGAAAGUCCUAGACCACAAAUUAAAAAUGUUAAAGAUUGGAAUAAGACACCUUUUGAAGCUACUGAUGAUCCUCCUGAUGACUCUGAUGCACCUACUGUCAGUGUGAGUUUGCCACUGAGGUUCAAAUUUUCUGUAUCUGAAAAUAAUGAGGAUGUGACUACUGUAAUUGUUGGAGAUAGUACUAUUAAGCCUGAUAGAGAUUAUAAUAAUAGAGAUUAUAAUAAAGAAGAAAAAGAAAAAAAGAAGAAAUUAGAAAUUCAAGAAAAUAAUAAUCAUUUAGAGAAGAUCAAUGAUGUAUCUGCGAAUUUUCUGAUAAAAAAUAAUACCAGUGUAAAUUUCACUGUUAAGAAAGAGGUUAAGAAAGAAAGUUUCGAUGACAAGCGAAAGGAAAAGAAUCAUUCUAGAAUAAAAGAAGAUGAAGAUCCUGUUGUACCUCAUGUGAACUUUACUUUAAGAAAAAUUCCAACUAGAUUUAAUAAAAUUAAUUUCGAAGAGACAGUAGAAACGGAGUUCACAAUCAAAAGAAAGUCUAGUGUGAAGAAAGAGGAAGAUAAAACGAUCAAGGCUCAAGAAGAACACUUAAACAGUACCAACGUGAAAAAUAAUGAUUCAGUUGGUAAAGAAUCUUUGAACAAAGAGAAUAACACUGUUUAUAUUACAAGAAUAAAAGAAACCAAUUUAGAAACUCACGAUAUUAAUAGAAAUAUUUUAAAACCGGAAGUGAUCGUUUCAGAGUGCAAGUGGACAGACGACUCAAAUAAAGAAUAUUCUAAUAAAUUCCAAAAUACAAAUUCUAACCUAAAAGAUGAAAUAUCUUUAAAAAACAAUAAUUCUUUAAAGAAGAAUAAAAUCGAAGAAAAUAUCGACGAGAAGGCAGGAAAAGAAUCAAAACAUCUAUUAAAUGUACAGAAUUCUCGGGAAGAAACAGACGACGAAGAUAGUGGCGUCACUUCAGACAUGAGUCGUAUGAUUUCAGAAGUAGACACAGAUUCAGAAUGUACUUUCUCUAAAAAUAGAAAAUAUCAAAGAACUCAAACUCACUCGAGAUUGUUCAGACUUUUGAACGAUGAUUCGAUUCUUCCAGAAGAUACAGAAAAAAUUAACCAAUCUUCAUCAAGAGAAUACUUGAGUCUUCCUCUGAAGAGCAACAAUUUUAAUUACGACGAAAAUUACUGUUCCAAUUAUUCUAGUGGUGUGACUUCUCCCGAAUAUUCACCCAUCAGUGAACAAUCAUGGAAAAGACUGCAUGAUGCGGAUCAAAAUGGUGAUGUGUAUCGUCGACAAGAUCGAACUUCCUGCAAGGAGGACCCAUAUUAUCAAGCAUGGAAAAUGCCUAAAUCUUCAACUCCUGUAUUGGACCAUGAUGUGGUACCAUCAUUAGCCUUCAAGGUCCAGAUGCAACGGAUUACUGAGCAAGGACGAGUGCUUCCUUUGGAAACAUGGCAUUGCUAGUGUGUUUUUCUUUUUUUUUUUUUAUUUUUUAUUUUGUUUACGAUUCGUAACGAUUCGUUUACACGACGACCAUCGAUACCGUAGGAUAUUUUCCUGAACUUUCAUAUUUUCCUAUGUCGCCCAUAUAAGGUUUCGUCUUGCCCCCAUUCACUAUCUUCUUUGUUUUAUUUCUUCCUUUUUAUUCCUAAUCCCAUAUGUGUGCACAUUGUUAGGGGAUAAAGAUUCUUAGGAAGAUCGAUCGAUCAUUCAAACGAUUGAUUAAUAAUGUUUAUUAACUAUAUUAAAAAUCACAUGACCAAUUUUUAACUUUUAAAGAUUGAGAAGAGUUGAAAAAAUAAAUGGUCAUAAUUUCGAUUUUCAUUGUAUGCCAUUUUCAUUCGAGAGGAAAUUUUAUCUAAUUAAGACGCGAAAUGUAUUUUUAUGGAUUCAUGUUACCUUCUAAUCUGUCAUUGUGCUAUAUUUAUGUAAGUUGUGUAAAAUAAAUUAUUUGUAAAGUUCAUUUUAAU